AUGGCCUACAGCCUUCGCAAUGAGAGCUACGAGACUGUCUUUGACCGAACAAGCAUGGUAAUCAAGGACAUAAUGACCAUAUUAAUUAACCGCGCUGGUUCUGAUGGGGCCAUCACCGACCGGCAAAUGACGACCAACAUCAUGCUAAUCACUAUGAAUGAACUCUUCCCUCUUCUUGAGCACAUGAAGUGCCUUGCACAUCUGAUUGGGACAGUCAACCCAUAUGGCAGAAUUUCCCGCACAUUCGGUGUCGAUUACCUAUUAGAGACCUUGAGGAACGUUCGCAUCUGGCUCAUCAGCGGUGAGAUCACUCCUGUUGGUAUAAUGGUGGGCUUGGAGGGCAUUCUUGGCUCCCUUCCUUUUUGA
Penicillium nucicola is the source of this 366-nucleotide messenger RNA. RefSeq lists its product as uncharacterized. The transcript is spliced from 2 exons. NCBI's taxonomy places the organism in Eukaryota, Fungi, Ascomycota, Eurotiomycetes, Eurotiales, Aspergillaceae. Bases 1 to 366 code for a protein of 121 amino acids. The record is from RefSeq and is a predicted model, not a curated record.